AUGUCGUCAGAACGUUCUAUUUCUCCGGAUCCUAUCGUUGAACGUCCUAGUAAAUCAAAAGCAAGUGGUUACCGUGAAAAUCAAGACGGACCAUCUUCUCACACAGGUGCCGGUUCUUCUCUACCACCUCAACAAUCGUCACGUGCUCCAAAACGUUACCGUGAAAUAAGUGGUAGUCGCAGUCGCUCAAGAAGUAUGACAAGAAGUCGUUCACCAAGUUUAAGUCAUAGUGGUACACGAUCACCACGCUCAAUAUCUCCCGAUCAUACAACAAUAAAAACAAGUUCAAGCGCGGCUGUAACAAAGAAUGCUACACCUGUUGAUGGUUCAAUAACAACAUCAUCGAAGCAUCGACAUGAGCAUAGAUCAUCAUCAAAAAAGAAAAAGUCAAAACGUCGUAGUGGUAGCACAGAACUGGAUCGAUAUGACUGUGGGAUAUGUUUAGAAAAUGUUCCCAAUUCGAAACGUUUAUUUGGCGUAUUGGAUAACUGUGAUCAUGUAUUUUGUUAUGAAUGUAUUGUUGGUUGGAAACGUUCAAAGUAUAGUAAUCAUGAAUCAGCUAGAAGCUGUCCGGUGUGUAAAACUCGUUCAUCGUUCAUAACACCUAGUAAACAUUGGUUUGAAAAUAAGGAAGAGAAAUAUAAAAUUGUGAAAAAACAUAAAAAUCAUUUGAAAGCAUUACCUUGUCGUUAUUAUCUUCGUCAUGGAUUUUGUCGUUUUUCCGAUCGAUGUUUCUAUGAUCAUCGUGAAGCAGCACGUCAGUAUCGUCAACAACAUGGCUCUAGUGGAAGUGGUCAUCACGAUCAUCGUUCACAUUAUUAUUCUCAGAGAUCACCGUCUCCACAGGAGUAUAGACAUCUGAAGUAUUUUUCAAACAUGACAUCUGGUGAAAAAUCGUUUGCUUCUGUUGCUGCUAGUGGAGGUGGAGGAGAAAAUGCUUAUAAAGCAGGAAGUGGUCGUAUGGGUGACGGAAAUUUCAAAACACGACACCGGCCAGAUGCCAUUCGAAAUACUAAUAUUGUAGCUGCCAAAGCUGUUGCUGAUGCGGUAAGAACAAGUUUAGGACCGCGUGGUAUGGAUAAAAUGAUACAAAAUGGUAACGGUGAUGUAACAAUAACAAAUGAUGGUGCAACAAUACUUAAACAAAUGUCUGUGAUACAUCCGGCAUCAAAAAUGCUUGUUGAGUUGUCAAAAGCGCAAGACAUCGAGGCCGGAGAUGGUACAACAACUGUCGUUGUUAUUGCUGGAAGUUUACUCGAUGCUGCAUCACGUUUGGUAGCGAAAGGUCUUCAUCCAACAACAAUAGCUGAAGCAUUUGAAAAAGCAGCCGACAAAUCUGUGGAAAUUUUAAAAAGCAUCAGUGUACCGAUCAAAUUAACGGAUCGUGAAUCGUUACAUCAGAGUGCAUCAACAGCAUUGAACUCAAAAGUUGUUUCACAGCACACACAUUUACUUGCACCAAUGGCUGUUCAAGCGGUAUUAAAAGUCAUUGAUCCAAAUGUUGACACAAAUGUUGAUCUACGCGAUAUCAGAAUAGUAAAGAAACUUGGUGGUACAAUUGAUGAUACAGAAUUAAUUGAUGGUCUAGUUCUUGAUCAAAAAACAAUUGGUUUUGGCGCACCGACACGUAUUGAAAAAGCAAAAAUUGCCCUUAUACAAUUUUGUAUCUCACCACCCAAAACUGAUAUGGAGAAUACUGUUAUAAUUAGUGAUCAUGCACAAAUGGAUCGUAUCAUCAAAGAAGAACGACAAUAUAUUCUCAACAUUGUAAAACAAAUAAAAAAAACAAAUUGUAAUGUUUUAUUAAUACAAAAAUCAAUACUAAGAGAUGCCAUUAGUGAUUUAGCCGUACAUUAUUUAGCAAAAAUGAAAAUAAUGAUUGUUAGAGAUGUUGAACGUGAAGAUGUACCAUUUGUUGCAAAAACAUUAGGAUGUAAGCCUAUAGCAAGUUUAGAUCAUUUUCAACAAGAAAUGCUUGGAACUGCGGAAUUAGUGGAAGAAAUAUCAACUGGAAAUGAAAAAAUCGUUAAAAUAACCGGAGUUGCUCAUCCGGGUCAAACAGUAUCGAUAUUAUUACGUGGUUCAAAUAAACUUGUCCUUGAAGAAGCUGAUCGCUCCAUACACGAUGCACUUUGUGUGAUCCGAUGUCUUGUUAAAGAACGUGCAUUGAUUGCUGGUGGUGCAGCACCUGAAAUUGAAUUAGCUGUGCGUUUAGCAGAAUAUGCUCAAACAUUAUCGGGUGUUGAUCAAUAUUGUGUUCGUGCAUUUGCCGAAGCUCUUGAAGUUAUUCCAUAUACUUUGGCUGAGAAUGCUGGAUUAAAUCCAAUAGCAACCGUUACUGAACUUCGAAACAGACAUGCACAAAAUGAUAGAAAUGCUGGAAUCAAUGUUAGAAAAGGUUUAAUAUCAAAUAUUUUAGAAGAAAAUGUUGUCCAACCAUUGCUUGUUUCGGUUAGCGCAAUUCGACUGGCAACAGAAACUGUUCGAUCUAUAUUGAAAAUUGACGAUAUUAUUGAAACAAUGUAA
Molecule: messenger RNA, 2526 nt
Organism: Didymodactylos carnosus
Lineage: Eukaryota; Metazoa; Rotifera; Eurotatoria; Philodinida; Philodinidae
Source: the annotation of a GenBank genome assembly